Puntigrus tetrazona (Sumatra barb) is the source of this 1152-nucleotide messenger RNA. RefSeq names its product glyoxalase domain containing 4 (gene glod4). The transcript has 9 exons. Lineage: Eukaryota; Metazoa; Chordata; Actinopteri; Cypriniformes; Cyprinidae. The coding region runs from base 75 to 971 and encodes 298 amino acids. The record is from RefSeq and is a predicted model, not a curated record.
AGCAGUCGAUCUCGAGGUGUGUGUAUUGACACAGAGUGUGUGAUCAGCCCGGUCGCAGUAGACUUUCAGAAGUGAUGGCGCUAAGAAGAGCACUGCAUUUUGUUUUUAAAGUAGGAGACAGGACCAAAACAGCCACUUUUUACAGAGAUGUCUUGGGAAUGAAGAUUCUGCGUCAUGAAGAAUUUGUGGAGGGCUGCAAAGCAACCUGCAACGGUCCAUAUGAUGGGAAAUGGAGUAAAACCAUGGUGGGCUUCGGCCCAGAAGAUGACCACUUCGUUGCAGAGCUGACCUAUAACUAUGGAGUGGGUGAAUACCGCCUUGGCAAUGACUUUCUGGGCCUCACUCUGCAGUCCAGUCAGGCUGUGAGAAACGCUAAGAAGCUGAACUGGCCUCUCACGCAAGUCGAAGAGUCUCUCUACGUGACUGAAGCUCCGGGAGGAUACCGCUUCUACCUCAUAGACGAGGAACAGCCGAGCUGUGAUCCUGUCCAGAAAGUCUCCCUGGCGGUGUCUGAUCUGCAGCGGUCUGUUCAUUAUUGGUCUGCUCUGCUGGGAAUGAAGGUUAUUGAGAAAAACGAGGACAAAAAGUUUGCCUUGAUGGGAUUCUCAGACAAUCAGUUUAAGCUGGAGUUACAGGACAUCGGAGGCGCCGUGGAUCAUGGGACGGCUUUCGGAAGGAUGGCGUUCGCUUGCCCUCGGGACCAGUUACCAGACGUGGAAGCGCUAAUGAAAAAAGAAAAGCAGAAAAUCCUCACCCCUCUCGUGAGUCUGGACACACCUGGAAAAGCCACGGUGGAAGUCGUCAUUCUUGCAGAUCCUGAUGGCCAUGAGAUCUGCUUCGUGGGCGAUGAGGCGUUCAGGCAGCUUUCUGCUGUGGACCCAAAGGGCAGUCAAUUACUGGAUGAGGCCAUGGCUGCAGAUAAGAGCGACGAGUGGUUUUCCAAACACAACAAGCAGAAGGCUUCGGCUUGAAAAGACCCGGCAUGUUCAAUCAACCGCAUUUUGGUUAUUACGCAUGAAAGUCGAGCAUCUCUCAACUUUUAGACGUGGCGAAAAAUAUGUAUAUUUGUGUAAUUAUAAAAAUUAAAUCUUCACGAUUGUGUUUUUUUUUUAUGUAAAUGGGUUUGAUAAAUAAAGGGGAAGUGUAAUGUUA